GGGAGCGCGCCUCCACUGCCGCCAUCGCCGCCCGCGCACAGACAGACAGACAGACAAUGGGAAGGAAACACAAGAAGCACAAGUCGGACAAGCACGUGGCCCAGGGAUACACAGAUAAGCCUUUAAAGCUGGUGCUUAAAAUGGGUGGAAGCGAGAUAACAGAAUUGUCGACGGCGAGUUUGGGUCAUGACUCCAGUAUAAAUGAAGAGAAAUCCGAUCAUGAUAAACACAAGGAGAAAAAGAAGAAAAAGAAAAAGAAGACUGAAAAGGAGAAACGUACAACUCCCGAUGAGCGGAAAAGGAGAAAGGAUGAAAAGAAAAGACGGGAGAAGGAGCCUUCUGCGAGUGAACGGGAAGAGGAGGAAAGAAGCCGAUCUCCUGCCCGGUUUGAAAUGCCACAAGAUCGACACAUGGUCUCUCCUUUAAUAAAGGUGGAAGAACAUCAAACUCCUUUCCAAGAAUUGCUCUACCAACUUUUACGACAACUUCAGAGGAAAGACCCCAAUGCAUUUUUUUCAUUCCCAGUUACUGAUUUUAUCGCCCCUGGGUACUCACUGAUCAUUAAGCAGCCAAUGGACUUCAGUUCAAUGAAAGAGAAGGUGAAGAAAAAUGAGUAUCAGAACCUUGAGGAAUUAAAGGGAGAUUUUAAAACGAUGUGUGAAAAUGGCAUGACCUAUAACAGGCCGGAUACCAUUUAUUACAAAGCUGCAAGAAAGUUGUUACACUCAGGGAUGAAAAUUCUCAGCCAGGAGAAGAUCCAGAGUCUGAAGCACAGUAUAGAUUUCAUGCAGGAUCUAGAGAAAUCCCACAAGCAGGGAGAGAAGCUGAGAUCGGGAGAGGGCAGUGGGGAACACAGGAAAGAUGACAUGGAUACCACGUGGAAUACAAUGAAAAAUGAAGGAACAAGAACAGCUGAUCAGAAGAAUGAAGAUAGAAGUGCCCUGCGCAGGCCAGAAAAGGAGUCGGGGGAGGAUCCAGCAAGCAGUGCCAAAACCGUGAUCGACAAAGAACUGGAGAAGGUUGAUCGUGUUAUUGAAGAAUCUUCCGGAAAACUAACGCGGCGGAAAAUAAACGGCAAGUUUGAAUUCCAGAGAAGAAAAGUUGAUGGGACUACGACCCUGGGAAUCCUAAACCCAGUGGAACCUGAGAUGGGAGAUGUGAAUUACUGCCAGGUGAAGCUCGGUAUGAUGACAGGUAGAUUGCAGACUGGUAUCAACACUCUCCAGGGAUUUAAGGAAGACAAACGUAAUAAAGUUAUUCCAGUGACUUACCUGAACUACGGACCAUUCAGUUCCUAUGCUCCAUUCUACGAUUCCACCUGUGCGAACCUCAGCAAAGAGGAUUCUGACCUGGUCUACUCGACGUACAGCAAUGAAGCAAGUCUUCCUGGUUCCUUCAGUGUUCAGCAGUUUUUGGCAAGUAAUGAAGACUACAGCGUGGACAUGGUGGAUAAUUUAUUGGAUUCCCUGACUAACGGGGAGCAUUCUAAAUCACUGAAGGAAAUGGAGCAGGCUACAAAUAACAAUGGAGAUGAAGUGAUUGUUCUUCAAAACUCUGAAGACGUACAGGUUACCUCGGCAGAGACUUCGCGCGGUUGUGGGCGAGCCUGCGACACUUUUGCUUCUCUACAAUCACUGAUAAAUGCAGAGCCUGAAUCGGCAGAGAGUGAAAUGUUUCAAAAGAAGCUUGAUGAAACGACCAAAUUGUUACAGGAUCUUCAACAGGCUCAGAAUGAACGUUUCGGAACCCGGCCCCCAUCAGCCACGCUUUGCCUGCUCGGACCUUCGAUACGAGAGUUGCUACUGGCUGAAAAGUUAACUGGCAACCUGAAGGAACUGGCAAGUCAGGUGGCACCCGGAGACAUUACCAGUAUUGCUGGUAUUCGAAAGGCCAUGGGAAUUUCAAUCCCUUUGGAAAUGAUGGAUAGCUGUUCUACAGAUCCAUUGGUCGGAGCCAAAGGCAGCAACCUGGCGGAGGAGAUGGAAGUCACUGAGCUGUCCCAGUCCGAAACAGCCAACACCGUUCCCAGGGACAUUCCAGUAAUCAGAUAAUGUAGGAACGUGUUUCAUCCUAAAAACAUAAUCAACACAUUAAUGAUUUUGUAAGAAUUUUGCACUGUAAAGUGUUUGUAUAAUAAAUGUGGCAUUUUUUAAAAACUUUUUACUAAA
Molecule: messenger RNA, 2168 nt
Organism: Amblyraja radiata (thorny skate)
Lineage: Eukaryota; Metazoa; Chordata; Chondrichthyes; Rajiformes; Rajidae
Gene: brd7
Product: bromodomain containing 7
Exons: 17
Coding region: 57-2051 (664 amino acids)
Biological process (GO): regulation of transcription by RNA polymerase II
Cellular component (GO): nucleus
Source: RefSeq, a predicted model, not a curated record